Messenger RNA from Pomacea canaliculata, 6796 nucleotides. RefSeq names its product homeobox protein otx5-A-like. The coding region runs from base 812 to 2194 and encodes 460 amino acids. The transcript has 4 exons. Gene Ontology annotation, molecular function: DNA-binding transcription factor activity, RNA polymerase II-specific; RNA polymerase II cis-regulatory region sequence-specific DNA binding. Gene Ontology annotation, biological process: regulation of transcription by RNA polymerase II. Gene Ontology annotation, cellular component: nucleus. NCBI's taxonomy places the organism in Eukaryota, Metazoa, Mollusca, Gastropoda, Architaenioglossa, Ampullariidae. The record is from RefSeq and is a predicted model, not a curated record.
CACAGAGGCGGGGCUUACAUGCAGCCAAUGAGUGUCGCAAGGCAAGAGACUGUGAUAAAGAGACCACGAGCUGGCGACAGACAGGCAGACGCUGAUUGGUCGGCUGCGAAUGAGCGGUGGCGUUGAAGGGCAGGAGGCGGAGCUGGCAAGGGCCUAGAAGCCAGGGUAGUUCACCCAUCCACACAAUACCGCCUCUCCUUGUCGAGGGAUGGCCACGCCAGCUUAAGGCGGCCACACAGCAAGAGUUUCAUUCGGAAGGAUGCGAGGAUCAACAUACUCUCUCCCACUGCAGUCACACUCAGUUUGCACGGAUCCAAAGUAAAGAAGAUUUGCGACUAAGCUGCACGCGGCAACAAUUCCGCUCUGUGUUGAUCUUCAAAAGAUUGCCCGAAGGACAGCAGCUGGAGGAGUCCUAUAGUCCGCCCAUUUUAUGAUCAUCGUCGAAAGUUUCCUGAUGUUGACAAACGUCGCCUUUUUCAACCCAAAAGUGGGAUCGUCGUGAGCACGCGGACUUAGUCGAGAAGUGCACGAAGUUCAUUUCACUCGGACCCGCGGAGGGACUGUCGCCGUUUAACGUAGAGAGAGGCGACAAUUGUCCUCUUAACCUGGUUUUAUUUCGAGUGGACUGGUGUUUGUGUCGGACUGUGCUACCUAUCUCAAGAGACCAGUUCAGUGUUGUGGACGUAGUUCUAGACAAGUUCUAUCGUCGUCGUCGCUGUUUCGUGGAGUGACAGUUACGGUCUCUCCAUCAACUUCUUUCUUCCCUUGUUUAGACAAAGCUUUGAAACUGGGUGACGACCAGGCUUUCGGCAUGUCUCCUGCCGGUUCUCCUCCGUCCCCAGGGGAUGGACAGCACCACAAUGGAGCCCCACCCCCCAUGACCAGCAGCGACCUACACUCCCACCCUGACUACGUGUACGACACAUCCCGCUGUGACACCGUGCGCCGCAAGUGUCGCGAGUUGUGCUACAACACAGCGUGGUCCGAGUAUCCGUCGCCUCUAAACGACGGGCGGCCGGGGGCCGAGCUGUACGCCCCUCUGCAAGGCAGUCCAGGACUGGACGGUGUGGGCGCCGCGGCGUCAGACGACUUGCGUCAGAUGGCCAACAUGACGUACUCGCACGCGCCUUCCUCUCACGUGCAGAAGCCCGCGCCCUACUCUGUCAACGGCAUCAGCCUGUCGGACAACGUCAACCUCCUGCACCCCGCCGCCAUGGGCUACCCCCAGCCCGAUAUGUACAGUAACCCUCGCAAACAGCGCCGAGAGAGGACGACCUUCACCAGAGCGCAGCUGGACGUCCUGGAGGGUUUGUUCCAGAAAACCCGUUACCCGGACAUAUUCAUGCGCGAAGAAGUAGCCUUGAAAAUCAGCUUACCCGAAAGCCGAGUACAGGUUUGGUUCAAGAAUCGCCGUGCAAAGUGUCGGCAGCAACAAAAGGCACAAGACCAGAAGAAGCAGCAGAGCAACAACAGCAGCAACACCACUGGCAACACCCCCAACAGCAACGGCGGCGGUAGUGGUGGCGGUGGAAGCGGUACUGGUGCGGGACCAGGCUCGGCUGGAGGAGGCGGAAGUGGAAACGGAGGUAGCAGCAACGCCGGGAACAUCACACCGCCGCCUCCCAGCGGGCAGUGCGCCAGCCCUAAAGUCAAGGCCAAGUCCCCGACCCACUCGUCCUCGGGGUCGCCCGGCAUGGGCUACAAAACAUCUCCCAUGACAACCACUCCUCCCAACGGCAGCGCCAUGAGUAUCGGGGCGGCCGGCUCCAUUUGGAACCCGGCCUCCAUCCCUACAGCGAUCCCCCCGGUCAACGACUUCUUGGGUUCCCCCUCCUGCAUGCAGCGCGCGGCGCCCUACCCCCACAUGACGUCACACACAGGUCAGGGUGCCACGGCGGCCUACCAACCCCAGAGCUAUCACAACCACUACUACAGCAACAUGGCCGACUACCUGAGUCCCAUGCAGAUACCAGUCUCCGCCAACCCCCACUCCCAUGCCCAGGCUUCCCACCACACUCAUGCCAACGUCAUGUCGCUUGGCAACGGCCAGGUAACCCAGAUGACGUCACACUAUGGAGGCCUGUCCGCUAACGGGAACGGCCUGGGGGUGCGAGGACCUGCUAGCGGAGACUGUCUCGAGUACAAUCCCAAGGACCCUAACACCUGGGCCGGACCUCGCUUCCAAGUGCUCUGAACAUGCGAGCUCCCAUCUACCCACCCAAGGAAAAAAAGUUUCGAGUCAGACGAGAAGUUUUUCUUGUUUUCAAACUGUUCUUUAACGACCGACCUUCUUCAGAGACAAUGUGAGCUCUCAAAGACAGCACUAGCGUUCGGUGUCUCAACGACCCUCGCCGACAGUUGGUCGCGGGCACCAAACAGCCAGGAAACGGUGAUUUCACGCAUUUUACCCAUUUACUUCAAGGGACUGCACUCUGCUGUGGAAGGCUGCAUGAACAAGAGUUUAUGGGUGGACACGAUGGCUGCGGCUCACUACAGGAGUGAGUUCAGGUUCUUCAAUACUAGACACGGUUCAUCAUCACUGGACACGGUUUCUCGGUAUGCGGUAUCACUGGACACGGUAUCCUCGCCGUAAAGUGAACGACUUUGGCGCCAUCAUGUGUGCACACCGUCCUCGUGGACGUUCACGUGAAGAACUGUCACCAUGGUGUCCAUGAGGGGACCCUCUGACUUUUCAAUUCCUCGGACAGAAUUUUGCCUCCUACACCUCUUUUUUUGGAUAUCCCUUUAAGAAAAAGGGGAGAGCACUACGCGGUAAAGACGCUGGUAGAUUGUUGCCCCCUGUGGAGACUUUCCAGAAACGUUCGAGUCACGACACGCAGCUGUGUGUAAAUUACAGAUGAGAGGAUGCAAGCUGAAUUUUUCUUAGAGACAGGCCUUCGACUUGUGCAAUAUAUCACACGGACUCACAGACUGACUGGCUGACGAUCACGGUUGGCCAUUUUCUGGUCUUACGGCAAGUUGCACUUUCUCCACAGCUCUCCCUUUGUUGUUCCCCGAUGUAAAGCAAGUUUAUGUUGGAUCCUCUGUACUGCACAUUUCUUACAGUGCUUGGAAGAUUAGAUAUAUUUGUAAAUGGAAAGUCCAUAAAGGCUAAAGAAUAAGUAAUUUCCAUUGAAAACAUUGAUCAGGCGCGGCUUUCAUUCUCCAAGUGUCAUUCGGAAAACAGUGGGAUGGGGUGGGGGGAGGAAGGUGAGCUAGCCACUUCGGAUGAUGUGAGUAAAUGAGAGAACAAUAACAUGAAGAAAGUCAUCGCGCCAUCAGCCCAGCCUUCACUGCCGAGGGAAAUGUGAGUGUGUUAUUUCAGACGGCAAAGAAACUGUCAACCCUAAGCCUGCCAUCUCUAGAACUGCGGCAACAUCUGAACUGUGUGUGUGCGUGUGUGUGUUUUAAAGGACAUUGUUUAAAAGAUCGCUGGGGUCCUCAGUCAAGGUGGCUCUUCCAGGUACGCAACAGUAUCUUUUACUUUUGGUAAUACCUGCUUUUUUUCUCAAAGUCCUUCGUUUUUUGUGUUGCCGUUGUGCAAUGGUAGACCUCCACACCUCACAAUCUCUCACUCAAGACCGUUAACUACUUGAGGAAUUUCCGUAAAAGUUUUUUUUUUUCCUUUUUUUUUUUUCCUUAACCACUUCCAGUAUUCACAGCAGAAGUGACCUACCUGUGAAUACCUGUGUUUAGAAAAGCCAGAUGUUUAUAGGAAUCAAUACGGAACAUUAUUUUUUCUCACAACUGAAUGAAUCGUAUUCAUUAAAGUAUUUCUAUCAUCCUUGGGUCACUACCCUGGAAGGACGAUGUCUCACUGUCUCUCUUGUCAAUUCCUGUCAUCCCAUCCACUGAGGGUGACAGCCCACCCAGAAAGGUCAUGGCACAGAGCAAGAGGACAACAGUAUGUUCCCGUUUGUUACUUGACAUGUUCCCGGAUGUGACAAGUGAAAGACUGUGUUCUGUAGAAUCAAGUGGCAGACCCCUACAAGGCGCACUUUUAACAUCCCUACACUAUCAUACACAAUCCUAACCCUGACCCUCACGUUCCUUUUUUUUGACAUCAUCGGAAAUUUCAAUUGUUACUAAAGAAAGAAUAACACUUUUUUAAUUAGUUAAUCUAUUCACCCUGUUACAGCGACCCCAUUGUAAAUGUAAUGCCAUUUGUCUCCCCUUUCGUUCCUUAUUAUUCAUAAUGAGUUUCGCUGAAAUCUUCAUUUCAUUAUAAAAGUAAAAAAAAAAUUCUCGAAUUUCACUUUCUCUGCGGGUUUAUUAUCAGCACUUCACUUCGGGCACAGAAAUUAGAAAGUUCUGAUUAUUAUUCAUUGAAUCCUUUCUUAUUUUUGAAUUAUUUUUCGUGUCAUUUUGUCGAGAUACCUGGCUGUGUGGUAGAUGGCUUUAAUUAAAUUUGGGAUAGAUGCGUAUCCUGUCAAUUGACGAAGUCCUGUAAAUACUCAGAGAACCUCGUGGGCCACUUCUCAUCUGUAUUAUAAAACUGGCCCGAGGCACAGGCGCACAUUUCUCCAUUUGUGAGUGGAUGAGAGAGUGAGAAGAAAUAUGGAUGGAGGCAAAGAAAGAUCAGUGAACACAAAUGGAGAGCACACUUUCCACUUGUAGGCAAAUGUCUAGAGGCUCUCUCUUCAAUCAGUUGUCCUCCUUCCACCACCUCCCGCAAUGGUGAUUUUUCAAAUUCAUUUAAAAUAAAAUAAAGUGAUAUACAGGCGCUUGUAAAUGUUAUUCUCAGAGGUGGGUAAGGGAAGAGGUUGGUGGUUGGUGGGGUGGUCAAGAAAGGACGGACAUAUUUCAGAUUAUUUGCAUCUAACCCUGCCUACAUUGUAGACGGCAGAUGACUUGGUACCCUCCAUUCCGUGAGUGUGUGUGUGUGUGUGUGUGUGUGUAUACGUGUGUGUGUACGUGUGUGUGUACGUGUGUGCGUACGUGUGUGCGUACGUGUGCAUUGGUUACAGUAUGUCUGAGCCUGCAGUCUGUCACGGUGUAGACAUUGCUAGCACCUGUCUAGUCUAGAAAGUCCUUGGAUAUUUUAAUGUAACUCACACCAUUUAUUCGUGUGACAGUGACUAUAAUUUUUGUCUGUUUGAUUACCUGUCAGAUAAGCUCCCCAUGCAAUGCAUUUUUUUCCCCAAUCAGUGCACAAGUUCGCCCUCUCCGAGAGUCUAUCAACCCUAAGUAUAAAAAUGAAAUGUCCACUCCUUUCUCAAGUGGAUCAAGCAUUUUCAGAAAAGUUUAUGGCUUGACCCGUAAUUAUCAAGAAGAACAUCGAAGGCAUUAAUUAAUUUUUUGAAAAUAUGGUAGACAACAUUGUCCGUGCAGCAUCCACAGAACAAAAAGGUAAUUCCCACACUAUGCAUUAUCCACUCAUAGAGGUCGCCAUAUGUUCAGAUGAAGUAUUAUUUCACGUUGAAUUAAUUGCCUGACAAUAAUGUACUUUUGUAAUGUUCACUUCAUUGAUGGCAAGAGACCGACACCCACACUUUGCUUAGUCUUUUGUACGAGCAUCAUUCAUGUGUAGUUGGUCUCCUGUGGCUUGUGUCAACUCUCUCCGUGUUGAGGAACAGAGUUCAAUACUGUAUUCUUCUUUUCUUCCUGAAGGCGAUAUUUCGACAAUCAUCCCUUAAAUAUCUUGCUUCAGUGCGCAUGCGCCUUGUAACUAACUUCCCGACAUGAUAUGAUCUAUCAAAAAAGUGUUGACAACUAAGAUCGAGUUUUUUCCUACGGAAAUAAAUUAAAGUAAAUAAGUGUAUUCAUCAUUAAAAAAAAAAAUGAACUGUCCUUCAUCAUCAGAUUAAUUACAGGGAGCUAGGAAUGGGGUUAAAGUAUUUCAGAUUGAAUUCCGUCUUCACUGAACUAUCUCAAAAUACUUCGAUUUUUUUUCCAAGGACGAUUUAGAAAAGAAUUUUCUGCUCAGAUCAUUAGAAGCCUGAGACAAACACUAGCAACAGCUUGUGUAAACGGCUAGUAGCAUUUUGGAUCAUAAUUGUUUUAAAAAUCUUUCUCGCUUAUUUGUGUCGGUUGACAAUAUAUGAACAAAUUAUUUUCAGUGUUUUCAAUUUUUUUAAACUAUAUCUUUCCGUUCUAUUAACUUAUAUACAGCCAUUUCCAAUUUUAUUUUGUUCCCUGUUUUUAUUUUGGAGGAUAGGCGAUGGGUCAGCAACCCCUUUUAUAACCCCUUAUGGGGCUGUGAUACGUGUCUGUAGCAGAAAUCGCUAAAACAUAGAGAAAAUAAAUGUACAGAUGGACAAUGCUUGUAUUUUUUAUAUAAAUUAAUCUUGAGAAAGUGGGAUGGGUGGAUAUGAGGGAAUGGGGAAAGUACCAGGCAUGGAAUGGGGGUCUGUCCCGUGUGAUACACCAAGCUGAGAAUACUCUGAACCACAGACUCGUGUAGCUUCAUUCAAACCGCAUCCAGAGGUCCAGUCCCCACUGGGGCUGUACACUUGUACACUUGUAUACAACAGUCCUCGUGGCUGGCCGUUGGUCUGAUAUUAAUUAACGUGUUGCAUGUUGGGACAGAAAGUGUUGGUCUUGGUAGCAUUCUGUGUACGCUGGGAGUCCCUCUUGUGUACAUGAUAUUUAUUCAUACGGAAGCCCACCCAUGUGACAUGUCAUGUGUAAAGUACAGUUAAUAAUAUUUUGUUUCAUCAAUGUUCGCAUCAUGCACAAUAAGCCUGCAGAAGGAGGUUCCUUUUUUCACGAAAUAUCAUUUUGGAAUGUGUAUGUUCUUUCAAACAAGUGGUCACAGUCUGUGGUGUGGAAUAAACGAUUCCUGUUAUACACAUUG